Molecule: messenger RNA, 2125 nt
Organism: Venturia canescens
Lineage: Eukaryota; Metazoa; Arthropoda; Insecta; Hymenoptera; Ichneumonidae
Product: trichohyalin-like
Exons: 9
Coding region: 419-2038 (539 amino acids)
Source: RefSeq, a predicted model, not a curated record
AGUGUUCGGACUCUGGCCGCAUUCCAUUUAAUCGUACCAUUUGAGUCGUUGCGAAAACUCGAUUAAAUUUAUUCCCUUUUUGUUUGCUGAGCUCGUGUUAAAAUCAUGGCUGACGCGUUUGACGAUCGACUGAAAAAAAUUUGAUAGAAGAAACUGACAAGUAAUUCGAGGAAAACUAACAGAAGAGACUGAAGCGUUUGGAUGAAAUGUAGAGUCCAGCCUUCACCGUCCAUCCACUGCAACUCCACGUGGAAGUUGAAUUACCAUCCGUCGUUUUUGCUUCACCGAACACAUUGAGAGAAAGACAAGUCUGUAGAGCUUUUUUCUGACAGUUGGUUCUGUCAUUUUCGAAUUUCACAUAAAAAGAGGGUCCGAAAAACCCACUCGGAAGCGAGCUGAAUAAAAAACUUCGGACGAAAUGGUCGGACAGGGAAAAUCGUCUCCAAAAAUGGAAUCCACUUACUACUUGAAACAUGGACAAACUUUGGAAAACACGAAGGUCGCGGAUAGAUCGCUGGCUUUGAAGUUAUCGAAAAGUGAAUUCAACCGCUUCGUCGAUUACACCACCGAAAAUGAGAGACUCGCUGCCGCAGCGGCAGAAGAAGCUGCCAAACUGGCUGCGUUGAAAAAAAAGAGCUACGAAAUGACGAAAUCGUGGGGGGACACGAUCGCCAACAUCAAGAAAAAACGGAAACAGGAACGCUUCGAUCGGGUGAAAAGGGACGAGGAAAUCCGGGAAGAAUUCGUGAAGAAUACUCAAAAGGAGAACGCGAUCGAACGAGCGGGAGUCGUCAACGAGGCGAGGAACCUUUUAUUGUGGAAAAAACCUCAGUGCAGACUCAUCAACUCGGCACUCCUCACUGCCGAGUGCUACAGGGAACUGAACGCUCAAUUAGCUUUCAACAAGAGUCUUCGGGACAUUGACAAGAAGGAAGACUCGGAAUAUGUGAGAAUGAUGAAGGAAGACGUUGAAAAAUUCAACAACGAGGAGAGAAAAAAAGCGGAGAUGAAACGGAAAAAGAGCCGAGAAUAUGCCCAACAGUUGAAAAGACAAAUCGGAGGAGUCGGAGAUGAACUGAAGCGAUUGGAGCUCAAAGAGCGAGAGAUGGAAAAACAGGACCUGAAAAAUAUGGCUAGAGAGAUCGAAACGUUGGAAAAGUGCGAGGCUCAAGAAGUAGCGAGGAGGAAAAAGGAGCAGAGGAAAAUCUUCCUUGACGCACUGGAGGAAAAGAAACGUCGACAGUUGGAACUCAAACGCAAAGAUAAAUAUGAAAAUGGAGCAAUUGAAAUAGUGAAAAAGUCGAAGGAGCGUAUCAAGAAGAUUGCUGCGACGAGGUUGAAAGAGGAGAGAGAAGAAAAAAUACGCAACGCGGAAUUACUCGCCAAAAAAUGCGCAGCCGUUCGAGUCUCGCACGAAGCUGCCGAAGAAGAAAUACGGAAAAAAGUCAUGAUGGAGAAGGAAAAAUUGGAGCGUGAAAGAGAACAAGAGAAGAUAAAAAAACAGAAAAUGCUGCGUGCCGAUAUGGCUAAAUACAGGAAAGAAUUAGCAGCGAUGCAGAAGAAUCGUGAUUACGAAGAAAAGAAUAUUGCUGACUGGGAAACUAUCCAGAGAUUUAAACGAGAUGAAUUCAACAAAAAAGUCAAGGCAGAAGAAAUUGAGCGAGAGAGAAAAAAGAAGAGAGACACGGCAGCCUUCCUGCAGAAACAAAUAGCCGAACGGGAGGCAGAGUUGAAGCUUCAGGAAGACGUGGGAAAUGAAGCGACGCUGAUAAAACGUAUGAUCGAAAGUACGAACGAAAAAGUUUUGAAGUACGGCCAAGAGGUGUUGAAAGAAUGUGUGGACUUGAACCGAGCUCAUCCGAAUGGACCGCACCGGCCAUUAUUCCCAAUAUUGAAGGCGAUCGAAACGUUCAAAAAAGAAAGUGGUUUAAUCCCGCCGAAACAAAUCGAAGAAGCCGAGCCUCCGAAGAGGAGAAGAAUGCGGAGGAAACGGAUUUGCGCAAACGUUGUGCCUCCCGAGGACAUAAUUUAUGUGUAGUCCAGCAAGAAUUUAUUUCGAAUGUAAAAGAGCAAUCACGAACAACUGCGAAUAAAAAAUUUUUUAAUAAAUCGCAUGUUCAUUGAA